Molecule: messenger RNA, 618 nt
Organism: Anneissia japonica
Lineage: Eukaryota; Metazoa; Echinodermata; Crinoidea; Comatulida; Comatulidae
Product: CD63 antigen-like
Exons: 3
Coding region: 1-240 (79 amino acids)
Cellular component (GO): membrane
Source: RefSeq, a predicted model, not a curated record
AUGGAUGAACAAAAGCUGCCGGAAAGUUGCUGUGUAAAAGGGGAUGAUUCAUGUGUCGGCGCUCCGUAUCCGUUCACCGCUGACACGGUCUGGCAAGAGGGAUGUUACAACAGUUUUAACGAUUGGGUAAAGGAUCAUAUCGGGGUAAUCGCUGGCGUGAGUCUUGGUUUCCUUGUGAUUGUAGUACUUGCAAUGGUGUUUGGGUGUUGUAUGAUCAAGGACAAAACCGAAUACGUAUAAAACUAUUCCAAGAAAACAAGAUGUAUAUUUUCCUGAUCACAACUCAAAAAUUGUGCCACUAAAGUUCUUUCUAAAAAUAUUAAUGAAAUAACAAAAUUUAGAUAGUAUACGUACGAAGAAAAACAACCCAAAUGCAGUUCAUAACGACACAGUGAUAACUUUAUAGGCCUAUGCGUAACUGCUGAGUGCCAAAGAUGUUUCAUCAUGAAAAGUGGUUUUAGGCUUUUUUAACUGGUAAUUUUUAAUUUUCAAUUGAGAAGCAUGUAAUUCACGACCAAAUGGGACAAUUGUCAAAAUUCCAAUAAAAUGAACGUAUCUGUAUUGUAGUAACCAUUCCAAUUUGAUGUUUAUAUGAAUUAAAAUGUAAAUAACCAAUGA